AUGGACAGCAUUAACAGGAAGCCUUCGUCAUCCACCUCCUCCUCCUCCUCCUCAUCAUCAUCAGCAUCAGCAGCAGCUUCAUCAGCUUCAGCAUCACUACUAUCGCCACAGUCAUCAUUAUCAUCGCCAUCAUCAGUACCAGCAUCGUCAUCAGCAUGCCAGCUUCGAUUUCAAACGGCCACUCUUGAUAUUUACGCUCGCCUAAUAGCUCACCCGACCGUCAGUUGGCCAGUUUUAGUGGAUGGAAAGAAGAGAUGGAUGAAUGAAGGCGGUCCUAGUCAUGAUCUUUUUUCUGGCAGUCUUGAUAGUAGUAACGGUAGCAGCAGAGCUGAUAAUAGUAGCGGUAGAAGUAGUAAUAAUGGUAAUAGUAGUAGUGGUAGUGGUAAUAGCAAUGAUGUCUAUAGUAAGAGUAAGCCGAACGGGUUGGGAAUGCAUAAAACCGGCCUGAAACAACAACAAAAGCAACUGCUACAACAGCAGCAGCAACAACAACAACAAAGUCCUCAAAGUUUGAUAUACAAAGUGCACAGGAAAGCUCUUUAUAGAGUGACGCAUCUUUUAAAAGGUCUCCUGCAGGUUGGGGAUGAAAAUGUCGUUAAGAUAGAUGUCGGAAGAUCGGACGGUCUUGUGCUUGUUGACGGCUUGAAACCUGGAAGAACUGAAAUCAAAGUCAUUUCAAACAACAACAACAACAACAAAGUACUUGCCACGACCGAAAUCCGCGUCUCCACGGACCGAGUGACGUCAGACAGACUUGAAGGUCAUCUGACGAGUGACAUCAGUGUCAAGGUCAAACAGCAAAUGGACUUCCGCGAGGUUUUGAUUUUAGUCGUCGACAAAAUUCCAGACAUGAGUUCGAACCGGCGCGAAUCCACUCUAGACGUCUGGGUUACUCAAGACGACGAUACCGCAUUACCGAUAAAACUAAUUGAUUCUAGCGAAUAUUCUCUAAAUAUCGACAGUCUUGACGAGUCAGUGGUUCGAGUAGAAGCCGAUCCGAACCGAAUAUCGAGUUUACCGAAAGUAGUUGCUAGAAGUAGCGGUUCUGGCGAUUUGAUUUCGUUGGCUUUGGCGUCCAGCCGCUACUGUGCUGUACAGAAGACGAGGCCCUUGGUAACGGGGCACGCCCAGGUCAAGGUCGUUUCGAUGGAAACUGAUGUUGCCCUGCUGACUCAGAACGAUGGCGAGCAUCUAUUCGAUUAUCCGAGACGAGAAAUCAUUGAGUUGGAUGAGGAGGUGGUUGUCAAGGUUCAAGACUGGGUCUGGAUCGAUAAGAAAACUCUGGAACGCAACGCAGUGGACACCAAAUGCACGAAGGCCCUCAUGUCUCCAGAUGAAUUCAGCAGAGCUUCAAAAGCUAACAGCAGCAGCAGCAGCAGUAGCAGCAACGUCGGCUGCCGUCUUAGCUGCGCAACAGAUUUCAGCAGCGAAACAUCGUGUGCGUCUGCUUUCAACGGCGGUGGCUCCAAAAAUGGCGUCUACAGAGGCUCCGAAUGCAGCGUGAGAAUCGGCGGACCAAUUACAGUCGAUGGUUGUGGCCAGAAGUUAAGCAGCAGCAGCCAAUCAGUGAUUAGGAAUCCGAGCGAGGGUAGAACGCGUUCGCAAGAAUUUGUUGGUGGCAGUAGUGAACAGCUCGUAAAUUUGAUUGACAGCGUUGUCGUUGACAAUGUUGGUGUCGUCGCUGGUAGUAGUGGCAGUGGUGGUUGUGGUGGUGGUGGUAGCUUUGUGAUGGACAACAUGAGCAGCGGAGUAUUGGUGAAUGAUGAUGGUGUUGCUGCUGCUAAUGCUAGCAACAAAAACGGUAUUAGUGGUGAGUGUGGCGUCGAUACGAACGAUUAUGAAGUAGCAGCCACAGAAAGCGACCACCUCGUAAAACAAUGCGCCAUUGAUUCAGACGUCGAGAUGACAGAGUCAGUACGCUGCAAGCCAACCUACCCGACUGUCACCCAUUGUAAGGUGACGAUGAUGCUGGAAGGGGAGUGUCGCUGGGACAAUGGCGUUGGUAGCCACGACAGCAACAACAAUUUCAAUGUCGACAACGCCAGCAGUGAUGCCAACAACAAUAAUACCGCAUUUCCGAAUCAACAACAACAUCAACAACAACAUCAACAACAACAACAACAUCAUCAACAACAUAGAAGAGAGAUGAUAAAUGAGAGAGGGAGAGUAUCCAAUAAGGGGAGUCGUAGUCAUAAAAAAUCUCGCCACAACAAGACAAUCAGCAACAACAACAACAAUAAUAUAAUUCAAAAUGAUAUCCCAAAAAAAAAUCUAAUUAACCGCCAAAAGGAUUUUGUUUUUGAGAAGGACGAUGAUGACGUCAGCAAUGAAAACAACAACAAUAAAAACAAUAAUAGUAAUAAUGAAAAUGAUCGUGUCGUUGUAAAGAAAAGUCGCGGCGAUGGAAAUAUGUCCCAAGAUGCAGAUGCAGACGCUCCAGCAGCUUUCUUUACCACAAAAGGACCACCACGGCCAGCAACAACACCAACAACAUCUAAAGAACCAUCAACAGCAGAGUUUGCCAACGACAACAUCAGAAAUGGCGGCUGUUGCAGCGACUACAGCAGCUGCUCCAGCUCCAACUGCAGCGACAACAAAGAACGAAAAAUUUUUAUUCGAUAA
Helobdella robusta is the source of this 2622-nucleotide messenger RNA. RefSeq lists its product as hypothetical. The transcript has 5 exons. The record is from RefSeq and is a predicted model, not a curated record. The coding region runs from base 1 to 2622 and encodes 873 amino acids. NCBI's taxonomy places the organism in Eukaryota, Metazoa, Annelida, Clitellata, Rhynchobdellida, Glossiphoniidae.